AUGAAGGGGCAUGCACCAUCAUCUCCUAGUGCAAAUGCGCCCAAAAACAGAGGUGAGUGUAAUGACAAGAAUUCGCAGAACUUCAAGGAUAGACCAGCCCAAUCCCAAGGUAGUGUGGCACAAGGAGGUAUUUGGGCUCCUGGAUAUGGUAGGUGUGGUAGAAACCACACCGGCAAGUGUCGUGAUGGCCAGUCAGGCUGUUUAAAGUGUACUCAAAAGGGGUACUGCAUGAAAGAGUGUCCUAAGAAUAAGCAGGGAGGUGGAAAUCCAGGAAAUAAAGCCCAAUCUUCAUCAGUUGCCCCACUAGACAUGGCUGCACCUAGAGGAGCCACUUCUGGUACUGGCGGACGGGCAAACUGCUUCUAUGCAAUCACUAGCCCCCAAGAGCAAGAGAACUCCCCAGAUGUUGUUAUGGGUAUGAUCAAAGUAUUUACUUUUGAUGUUUAUGUUUGUUAG
Molecule: messenger RNA, 456 nt
Organism: Solanum pennellii
Lineage: Eukaryota; Viridiplantae; Streptophyta; Magnoliopsida; Solanales; Solanaceae
Exons: 1
Coding region: 1-456 (151 amino acids)
Source: RefSeq, a predicted model, not a curated record